Molecule: messenger RNA, 1548 nt
Organism: Aspergillus niger
Lineage: Eukaryota; Fungi; Ascomycota; Eurotiomycetes; Eurotiales; Aspergillaceae
Exons: 10
Coding region: 1-1548 (515 amino acids)
Biological process (GO): dipeptide transport; allantoate transport; transmembrane transport
Cellular component (GO): plasma membrane
Molecular function (GO): dipeptide transmembrane transporter activity; allantoate transmembrane transporter activity
Source: RefSeq, a predicted model, not a curated record
AUGACAGAGUUUACGACUGAAAAGAAGGAGGAGUGCGGUGGUGAUCAUGAGGCUGUGAAGACAAGUUUUGAUAAUGGAGUUAUUGAAUUGGAGUCGAUGCCUCAGUUUUCUGCUGAGGCGGAGAAGAGGCUUGUGAGGAAGAUUGAUUUUCGGAUUCUUCCUAUCAUGCUGGUCGCGUAUAUGAUGUCGUUUGUGGAUAAGCAGACGUUGAAUUACUCUGCUAUUAUGGGUCUUUUGACUGACCUGAAGCUGCAUGGUACGGAGUAUAGUUGGACCUCGUCGAUAUUUUAUUUUGGGUAUCUUGCGUUUAGUUAUCCCGCAUCACUGCUUCUCGUCAAGUUCCCCUUGGGAAAAUACCUAGCGUGCACAUACUAUAGUCUCUGCUGGGCCGUUGUCCUCGCAUGUCAUGCUGCUACUACAAAUUUCACCGGGCUCAUGGUCGCCCGGUUCUUCCUAGGCUGCGCAGAAGCCAGCGUGACCCCGGGAUUCGGCCUACUCACGUCUCUAUGGUAUCGCACGUCCGAACAACCUCUUCGCCACGGGAUCUGGUUCUGCGGCAAUAGUUUGUCAUUGGUGCUUGGGAAUGCCAUUGCUGUGGGUAUCUGGCAGAUCAAAGACAGCUUAGCGUCAUGGAAGUGGAUGUUCAUCAUCUUCGGCAUCGUCACAUUCCUUUGGGGCUUCCUAAUGCUCCUUCGACUGCCCGACUCACCCACAAAUGCUUCUUUCCUAACAGACGAGGAGAGGGUCAUUGCCCUGGCACGACUGAAGGCAAACAAAGCCGGUUACAAGAACAAUAAGAUUGAAUGGGAUCAAGUCAUCGAAGCGUUCACAGACCCGAAGACCUGGUUUUUGGCUGUGUUUGUUCUGGGUUGCAAUAUCCCCAAUGGGGGCUAUACGACGUUCUCCGGUCUCAUCCUCAAGGGCUUCGGAUACGACACCGAACAUACCCUGUUACUGGGCAUGCCCGGAGGAUUCAUCGUCUUCCUCAUCAUCCUGAUAUCCUGCUUCACCUCGACCAAAAUCUCCAAUAGCCGCUGCAUAACCUCCAUCAUACUCUCUUGCGUCAGUAUCCUAGGAACCGCCCUCGUCAACAGCACCACCACCAUCGCAUCCCGCUACAUCGGCCUCAUUCUCAUGAGCCUCUACUCCGUCAGCCUCCCCCUCUCGUUGGCCAUGAUCAGCGCCAACAUCGGCGGCAUCACCAAGCGAGCCACCGUCAGCGCCAUAUACUUUAUCAUGUAUUGCGUGGGGAAUAUUAUCGGGCCGCAGCUGUUCUUUGAGAGUCAGGCGCCGAGGUAUCAGAGUGGAUUUAUAGCCGUGUUUGUGUGUUUGGCCGUUGUGGUAGUGGAUCUUGCGGCGUUUGUUGUGUAUUUGAGGUGGGAGAAUGCGAGGAGGGAUAGGUUGGGAACGGGGAUGGGGAUGAGGGAGGGAGAGGAGAGGGAGGUGUUGGCUGAUGUCACGGAUUUGAAGAACCCGGGGUUUAGACCGAGAUCGCAGACGACUAAGCAAUUACCUAGUUAUUCACAGGGCAUCUAUCUUUACUACUAG